Molecule: messenger RNA, 4356 nt
Organism: Enhydra lutris kenyoni (northern sea otter)
Lineage: Eukaryota; Metazoa; Chordata; Mammalia; Carnivora; Mustelidae
Product: F-box protein 40
Exons: 4
Coding region: 127-2259 (710 amino acids)
Cellular component (GO): cytoplasm
Molecular function (GO): protein binding; ubiquitin protein ligase activity; zinc ion binding
Source: RefSeq, a predicted model, not a curated record
GCUGCCGCGGAUGCACCCCAGCCACUUCUUGCGAUCCCAGCCACACAGUCAACGGACACAGGUGCAGCAGAUGCUGACUCAGCCCGUGCAAUCAAGAUUUACAAAGCAAGAAGAAACUAGGAAGCUAUGGGCAGAGCACGCAGGCCUCUACCUGGGCAGCACAGGCAUUGUGAGAAAUGCUUCAACCGUCACUGCCACAUUCCUGUGGAGCCUGAUGUCUCCUGUCUGGUGAUAAACUGUCACCUGUCCUGUGGUGCCACCUUCCACAUGUGCAAAGAGGCAGAGCAUGAGCUCCUCUGCCCUCUGGAGGAGGUUCCAUGCCUCAACUCUGAAUAUGGCUGUCCCCUUUCCAUGUCCCGCCAUAAGCUGGCCAAGCACUUACAAGUGUGCCCCGCCAGUGUGGUCUGCUGCUCCAUGGAGUGGAAUCGCUGGCCAAAUGUGGACUCUGAAACAACCCUUCAUGAGAACAUCAUGAAAGAGACCCCCAGUGAGGAGUGUUUGGACACAGCUCUUGCCCUCCAGGACCAGAAGGUCCUUUUUAGAUCUUUGAAAAUGGUAGAACUUUUCCCAGAAACUAGAGAGCCCACUGAAGAGGAACCUACUAUGAAUGGUGAAGCCAGCUGGGAGGAAAUGGGAGGAGCAGUGGGUGGAGCAGAAGCCAGUUUGGUACCACAUGGAGCCUUAUCAGCAACUAAUGGAGAGAUGGUAGAACUGAGUCAAGAAGAACGAGAGGUGUUAGCCAAAACCAAAGAAGGGAUGGACCUGGCCAAGUUUGACAAGUGGGAAAAUAUAUUCAGCAAAGAGCAUGCAGCCUCUGCUUUAACAACCUCAUCAGUAGGUUGUGAGAGUAAGAGUGGGUACAACCCAGGGAAAGAACAGUUUUCUAGCGACAAUAACAUGGUAGGAGAGGAGACUCUCAAAGAGAAAGAACCACAGGAAAAACAGAAGCAGCAGGACUUUCAUGCAGCCCUGGAAACAACAGGGCUCGCGCCUUGGCAGGAUGGUGUUCUGGAAAGACUGAAAACAGCUGUGGAUGCAAAGGACUAUAAUAUGUACCUGGUGCACAAUGGGAGGAUGCUUAUUCACUUUGGUCAGAUGCCUGCUUGCACACCUAAGGAGAGAGACUUUGUUUAUGGCAACCUUGAGGCUCAGGAUGUGAAGACUGUUUACACCUUCAAAGUUCCUGUGAGCUACUGUGGGAAGCGGGCUCGUGUUGGAGAUGCCAUGUCGAGUAGUAAGCCAAGUGAACACAAGGCAGUAGACACUUCAGAUUUAGGGAUCACGGUGGAGGACCUACCCAAAUCAGAUCUCAUUAAGACCACCCUCUUGUGUGCUUUAGAAAGAGAACUUAAAGGUCAUGUCAUCUCUGAAUCCAGGAGCAUUGAUGGGCUGUUCAUGGAUUUUGCUACACAGACAUACAAUUUUAAGCCAGAACAAUUUUCCUCUGGGACAGUGCUGGCUGACCUCCUAACCAAUGCCAACCCAGGAGGGCUCCAUGUGGAACUCCACAGUGAGUGUGUGACCAGGAGACACAACAAGAGCAGCUCUGCCUUCACUUUCACUUGCAACAAAUUCUUCAGGAGGGAUGAAUUCCCCCUACAUUUCAAGAAUGUCCACACAGACAUUCAAUCAUGUCUCAAUGGCUGGUUCCAGCAUCGAUGCCCUCUCGCCUACUUGGGAUGUACUUUUAUUCAAAACCAUUUCCGUCCCCCAGGGCAAAAGGCAAAAGUGAUCUAUAGUCAGGAGCUUAAGACCUUUGCCAUCAAGCCAGAGGUUGCCUCAGAGCUGAGUGAGAGAAAGAAGAACAACCAUCUCUCAGGCCAUGGAGGAAAAAGCCAGAAUUGUCUAACCAGCCUGCCCCUGGAGGUUUUGCAGUACAUUGCUGGGUUCUUGGACAGCAUCAGCCUGUCCCAGCUUUCCCAGGUGUCUGUGCUGAUGAGAAAUAUCUGUGCUACUUUGUUACAAGAGAGAGGGAUGGUCCUCCUGCAGUGGAAGAAGAAGAGGUAUUCUCAGGGAGGCACCUCCUGGAGAGUCCACAGAGAGAUCUGGCAAUUCAGCAGCCUCUUCUCCAAAAUCAAGAGCUGGGAGUUUAAUGAAGUUGCCUCUAUGGCUGAACACCUGAAGGACUGUCCUUUCAACAUUGUAGAGCAUAAGACGGACCCAAUUCUUUUGACCAGCAUGUGUCAGCUCCAGGAGCAGGCCCGAGAGAGCUUAGUUACCACCUUUAGAGCCAGACCACGAGGUAGACACACCUGCUAAAGAUUCAGAAGCCACCAUCCUUGGAUUCAUUGAAAGUAGGACAGAAUGAUUUUGAGGACUUCCUUCUAUAAACUGCAUAUGUGCUUACCUAGGUGUGUUAAAGCAUGCACUGCCCUAAACCUGAGCAAGUGCACAAGGUCUGAGAAUUUCCAAAGCCACGGCUUGUACACUUGCUAUAAGGGCCAUACUGAUAACUUAUUUCCUCCCCCCACCCCUUUCUCUCCCCUAAAACAAAUCAGUCUGAGGAGAAAAUAGGUAACUUGAGGCCAUUUGAAAGAUGAGCCCAAGUCGUAGGAAAUGAGAGAGCAGUGAAAUUCCAGAACCAGCACAGGCCUGUGCUUUUGUGGAGAACAUUUUAGUUGAUGAGCACUUUCAAAUUUAGAGGGUAGGCUAUGCAGGGGUGGGAGCUGAGUUGCAUCCCAGGGCACCCAGGGUGAAAGGCACACGGUUUGACGGUUCUGGAGCUGGGGUUAUCUUGAGAGUUAAGUCCAGGUCUUCUUUUUGUCACUCCACCGCCUGUAAGCCCAGGAAGUCCAAGCACAGUACAGCCCAAUAAAAUGGAGACCUUGGCUGAGCACAGCAGCAUCAAGGGCACCGCAAGCCAAAGAAUGAGAGGCAGAAAUGAGGUCACAGAGUUCACUGUGGAGAAUCUUGGCAGUAUAUAGGAGAGCCUUGCAAAAUGAGGAAGAGUUCAAAGAAGACAUUGUAUUAAUGGAGAAAAUUAGCACUAAAAGCCACAAGCCUACUUUUAAACAUGUCAAAAAUGAACUAAGAGUCAGGGUUAUUUUCUUCUUAAGAUUAUAUUCUAGGUUUGGAUUUGGGAUAGCAUAGGCACCAGCCUGAGCUAGCUGAGAUGACUGCAAGACACUAAUACCAACUCCAGUGUCAGGCAAGAGUGCAUGCCCAGAGAGACCUCUCCUUCGGCAAAGUCCAGACAAGGCGCAGUUCCUGUGGCACCAGACACCCGGUCCCAGACACCACUCAAGUACCUGGUCAGGGGCCAUGGGAAGGAACACACCUGAACAUAGUAGAUCCCUGUAAUUGCUCCUACCUAUUGUUGUUCAUGACUCUAGUCUGUCAGAAAUGGGUGAUAACAUUGGUCUUGGGUAACAGUGAAUACUCAUGAAAACAAGAGUAAAAUACAUAAUAGAAUCUGCCUUCCCCUAAAGCAGGGUUUCUCAGAACUACUGACACUUUGAACUGAAUGGUUCUUUGUUGUAAGGGACUGUCCUAUGUGUUGUAGGAUAUUUAGCAGCAUCUUUGGCCUCUAUCCAAUAGAUACUUGUAGCACAUGCACUGCUGUAAAAACCAAAAGUGCUUCCAGACAUUGCCAAACAUCCUCUGGGAGUGAAACCACUCUGGGUUGAGAAUCACCCUAAACAAUGUCAUACCAGUGCCAAUAACUUAGGGUAAGAUUUUUGGUACAGUAAAACCUUACAUAAUGAUCUACAGUGGUUGUGAUUUUAUGUAGCUCUUCUUUAUUUACUAGAUAAGUUUUAGACAGAUGUGACUUUAAGUUGGGAACUAGAUGGAGCUGAUUGAUUGGUGUGCCUUUAUGUCCUUAAGUCAUGUGCAAAAACAUAUCCUUUCAGCUCUCUCCAGAUGUAGCAGAAACAGGGCAUAUUGAGCUAUUUAUCUUGGGUUUCUUUCCCUCUCACCUGAAUCAGUGCCAUUUUCCCAGCAGUCCUGAAGCAAGUGAGAAAGAGGAGAAAAGGAGGACAGAUAUUAUGGGCAAGCAGAGAACAAAGAAUUUAGAUAACAAAAAGAAAGAGUCUAGUCAAUCUGGAUGCUUAUUAUUGACUGGGUCUCUCUCUCUCUGAACAUGGUACAGAGCUAGUAUAGAUGAAGUAGAGGACACUUGUGAGAAGAGUCACAAGCAAGUCUGAGCAAGCCUCAGAGUAGAAACCUGCUCGUCUUUUCAUUAUCAUGCACCACAACUUACUUGGUAAUGUAACUCUAUGUUUCUUAAUCCAUUUUGCUUGGUUUAUAUUUCAUAUUUGUAUAUAAGGCACCAUUUUCUAAAAAUACAACUAUAGUGUGAGUUAUGAUUUUUAUUCAGUGAAGAUGAGUAACUGGAAACAACUGAACACUGAAGUG